CAGUGAGACGCACACAGACACACACACACAGAGAGACACACAGACACACUCACAGACACACACACACAGAGCAGAAUCAGCAGACGCGUCAGGAUGAAGGGAAAGUGCCGAGGUAGCAGAAAGCUUUAAAGCUGAUCUUUUGUCCCGUGGGCCGGGACCUCGCCCCUCGCUCCGUAUAAAUUGGGCUGUCCAACUUUUUCUCUGUUACACUGUGUGUGUGGUUGUGGGCCAGGUUGGACAACAGUCAGUGGGCAAACAUGUCGCAGUACUCUGGAAAGAUCACCUUCUACGAGGGGAAAUGUUUCACCGGCAGGAAGCUGGAGGUGCGAGGUGACUGUGAUAACUUCCAGGACCGUGGCUUCAUGAACAGGGUGAACUCUAUCCGUGUGGAGAGCGGAGCCUGGAUCUGCUACGACCACCCCGACUUUAAGGGCCAGCAGUACAUCCUGGAGCACGGAGAGUACCCCGAGUUCCAGAGGUGGAACUCCCACAAUGACCACAUGGGAUCCUGCAAGCCCGUCCGCAUGCAUGGAGAGCACUACCGCAUCGAGCUGUUCGAGGCCUGUAACUUCUCAGGUCAGUGUGUGGAGAUCUGUGACGACUGUCCCUUCCUGCAGAGCCGCGGCUUCUCCAAGAACUGCAUCAACUCACUCAAGGUCUACGGAGAUGGAGCCUGGGUGAUGUACGAGGAGCCAAACUUCCGUGGUCGUAUGUACAUCGUUGAGCGUGGCGACUACUGCAGCCACAACGAGUGGCAGGCCCAGAACCCCAACAUCCAGUCCAUCCGCAGGGUUGUCAACUACUUCUAAACCCCCCACCCCCCCCACGCACCCCAAACACUGUUAUCAUGUACCA
Molecule: messenger RNA, 855 nt
Organism: Perca flavescens (yellow perch)
Lineage: Eukaryota; Metazoa; Chordata; Actinopteri; Perciformes; Percidae
Gene: crygn2
Product: crystallin, gamma N2
Exons: 5
Coding region: 258-809 (183 amino acids)
Biological process (GO): lens development in camera-type eye; visual perception
Molecular function (GO): structural constituent of eye lens
Source: RefSeq, a predicted model, not a curated record